AUGUCAGCAGUGGGACUUCCAGAAGAUCUAUUAUGCUACUUUCAAGCUAGACCACCUCUGCCUUAUAUACCAAAUGUCAAAACAAAACCACAUAGAAAGUACGAAGGUAUAGCAGAUUUAAUACACAAUAUAGAAGGUAUAUUUGACAAGGGAUUACCCCCUAUUAUAAUUCCAUUUGAGAGUCCACGUGAAAAGCGUGAAAAGUUGCGUGCAAUAAAAUUAGCUACUUAUAACGAGGAACUACAGAUAAAAAUAAGGGAAUAUGACCCAAGAAAUACCUCCUCAGAUAUGACUGAUGAUCCAUAUAAUACUUUAUUUGUUGGUAGACUAAGUUAUGAUACAACAGAAAGAACCUUGCGUAAGGAAUUUGAGACUUAUGGUCCAAUUAAAAAAAUAUGUUUGAUAACAGACUUAAAUGGUCAAUCUAAAGGCUAUGCGUUUAUUGAAUAUGAAUCAGAGUCAUCUCUUAAAGAGGCUUAUAGAUACUCUAACAAAGUUAUUGAUGGCAGGAAAGUCAUUGUAGAUGUUGAAAGAGGUAGAACCGUUGAAAAUUGGCUACCCAGAAGACUCGGUGGAGGUAAGGGGCCACCACGUGGCUCUGAAACCUGGGCAAAGUCUAAAAAAAAUUCAAUAUCUAGACAGUCUAAUCAAUCGUAUUGUGCUCCAUAUAGAAACUCAGAUUCUUAUUUAAGAGAACAAAGGCCACAUGGAGGAUAUAGGAAUCGAUAUAAAGCAAACUCAAGGCCUGGCAGAAGUGAUAAACAAAAAUAUUCUGAUCAAUAUCAACAUUCAUAUAAUAAUAGAGGGCAUUUUCGUGGUCAUUCCACACGUGAUAGAUAUCCUAGAGGGUCUUCUUCAUAUAGACAAAGUGUAGUUCCGUACUAG
This is a messenger RNA of Cryptosporidium muris RN66, 885 nucleotides long. RefSeq names its product RNA recognition motif. family protein. The record is from RefSeq and is a predicted model, not a curated record. Gene Ontology annotation, cellular component: U1 snRNP; precatalytic spliceosome; U2-type prespliceosome. The coding region runs from base 1 to 885 and encodes 294 amino acids. The transcript has a single exon. Lineage: Eukaryota; Apicomplexa; Conoidasida; Eucoccidiorida; Cryptosporidiidae. Gene Ontology annotation, molecular function: mRNA binding; U1 snRNA binding. Gene Ontology annotation, biological process: mRNA splicing, via spliceosome.